Molecule: messenger RNA, 2496 nt
Organism: Calypte anna (Anna's hummingbird)
Lineage: Eukaryota; Metazoa; Chordata; Aves; Apodiformes; Trochilidae
Gene: ARMC3
Product: armadillo repeat containing 3
Exons: 17
Coding region: 1-2496 (831 amino acids)
Molecular function (GO): protein binding
Source: RefSeq, a predicted model, not a curated record
AUGAGUAAAAAAGUAAAGAAGGAAGUAGAGCCUCCACCCAAGGAUGUGUUGGAUCCUUUAUUGAUUGAAAGCAAAACAGCAGCAACAGUUGUGCUAAUGCUUAGCUCUCCUGAAGAGGACGUUUUGGCCAAAGCAUGUGAAGCUCUAUAUAAAUUUGCAUCAAAAGGUGAUGAAAACAAAGUGACCCUUCAUGGUCUUGGAGCUGUGGAGCAUCUGUAUAAACUCAUUUCACAUGAAAAUCCAAUUAUACGCAGGAAUGCUGUCAUGAUAUUGGGCAUCAUGGCUUCUAAUUAUAAUGUCAAGAAGUUACUGAGGGAACUGGAUGUUACAAGUUCACUUAUAUCACAGCUAGCACCAGAAGAAGAUAAAGUUAUCCAUGAAUUUGCUACUCUGUGUCUAGCAUACAUGGCUGUUGAAUAUACUACUAAAGUACAAAUCUUUGAGCAAGGUGGAUUAGAACCACUUAUCAGACUGCUAGGUAGUCCUGAUCCUGAUGUUCAGAAGAAUUCACUUGAAUGUAUCUACCUCCUGAUGCAGGAUUUUCAAAGCUGUGCUGCUGUUCGUGCCCUGAAUGUAAUUCCACCCUUGCUGGAAAUGCUGAAAUCUGAAUACCCAGUUAUUCAGCUGUUAGCCCUUAAAACCUUAGAACUAAUUAGCAGAGAUGGAGAAACCAGGAAAAUACUGGGAGAAAAUAAAGGAUUAGAUUGUCUUCUGAGGAUACUGGAAACCAAUGAAUUCAAUGAUCUACAUGCAGAGGCUCUUGCUGUGUUGGGAAAUUGUCUGGAAGAUGUGCAUACUCUACGACUGAUUCAGCAGACAGGAGGCCUUACAAAGCUGCUUUCAUUUGUAGGAGACUCUUCUGUUCCUGAUAUUCAGAGGAAUGCAGCAAAGGCAAUUGCCAAAGCAGCUUCUGACUCUGGAAAUAGAAAAAUCCUAAGUGAGGAAGAGGUUGAGAAGUGUCUUAUAAAACUUUUGGAAGUUGAUAAUGAUGGAGUUAAAGUUGCGGCUUCCCAAGCAAUUUCUGCCAUGAGUGAGGAUGUAGGUAGCAAACGUGCGUUUGGAGUCCAGGGGAUUUCCCAGCUAGUACAGUUACUAAGCAGAGACAGUGAAGAGGUAAAAGAAGCAGCAGUGACAGCAUUAGCUAAUUUGACGACAGCCAGUCCUAAUAAUGCAAGCUCUGUCGUUGAGGCUGGGGGAAUUGAACCUUUAGUAAAUACUUUGAGUGCUCAGAGAGAUGGAGCCAUUGCCAAUGCUGCCACAGUGCUAACCAAUCUGGCUGAGCACGUGCCAUUCCGUGUCCAGAUCGGGAGCCAGGGGAUGAUGAGUGCGCUCGCAGAGCCCUUGCGCUCCACCAACAGCCAAGUGCAGAGCAAAGCAGCACUGGCUGUGGCUGUGUUUGGUGGUGAUGCUGAUGCAAGAACUGAGUUUAGAAAUGCAGGUGGACUGGGGCCACUCGUUGAAUUGCUGUGUUCUAAGAAUAAAGAAGUGAGAAGAAAUGCCUGUUGGGCUGUUAUGGUUUGUGCAAGUGAUGAACAGACUGCUGUUGAGCUAUGCAGGUUGGGUGCCUUAGAAAUCCUAGAAGACAUUAAUCUAUCAACAGCACGCAAAAAUAACUUCAGUGAAGCUGCUCUGGAAAAGCUACUUGAUAACAAUCUUUCCCGAAAGUACAGCCAGAUAGGAUAUUUAUCAUCAAGUAACAUCAUUACUGAUGGAUUCUAUGAUUGUGGUCGGAUAAAACCUGGAGUGAAAUUUUUAUCUUUGGAAGAACUGAGUAUGCAAGAGCUUACCGACCGUCGAGCCAUCAUCUUCAUUAACACUAAACCACAAGAAGAUCUUACAGUACAGAAUUCACAAGAUUCAUCUAAUGAAUUGACUGCCUUGUCACCUUCUAUUUCAAGAGGAAGCAGCAGAGAAAGAGCAAGAAAAGGAAAGGAGAAAAAAGAAGAGGAAAAAACGAAAGAAGAUACUCAGGGUAUAUUGCCAGUCCAGGAUGAAAUAAAGGUAGAAAGUUCACAAUGGCUACCACCACCUGACUUCAUUUUGCUGGAUUAUAUUAAUGCUGCUUUCACAACAAUUCUGCCAUUAACUACUACCCGGGAACAGGUUGUGGCUCUUGCACAGUUUGUGGCAGACAAGAUGGGUGGUCCGAUUGAGAGAGACAAACUGCAUGACUUCAGCUGGCAACUCCACAUAAGUGAAAUAGAAUUUGAAUUGAAAUGCAAUGUUGUGCCUAUCGGAAAAGUCAAAAAAGGGACAUUCUGCCACAGAGCUUUGCUUUUCAAGGUGAUAGCAGACAGAAUUGGCAUUCUCUGCAGCUUAGUUCGUGGUGAAUAUAACAGAGCUUGGAAUGAAGUUAAAUUGGUGGAUGACUCUCCUCAAGGAAUACCUCAGCUUCUGCUUCCUCCUCAAGAGUAUAUUGUAGAUCUAAUGUUUGAGCCAGGUUUCUUGAUGAAACAGGGAAGUGUACAGGCAGAUCAGUACAAACAAAUGUAUUAA